AUGCGCGAGAUCGUUGCAGCGGAGCCGCCCUUCACUUGCACGCCGGCGCUUGUUUUGAUCGUUUUAGAGCCGAAGCAUGCUCAGACGCUGCUGCGGGCCGCAAAUCUGCACUUUCCCUUAGACGAUACCGAGGGUGCUCAUUUGAAGCGCCUGCGACCACGUCACAGUGCGGCCCCAGCGCCAGUGACGGAGGCACUACCUGCACAACUUGCUACCCCGUCCUCGAGCUUGGAGCUUCUCCUCGCACUCCAGCCACUAGCAACAUGUGCCGCGUUGCACCCGACACCCGUCUCGGCAAGCAAUGCACCUUCUUCUUAUGCGAUUAGCGGGACGAGUGACAAUUCAAGUGCGGUGAAAACCAGUUGCGCCGCCUUGACACACCAACUCCUAUGGCCUCUGAGUCGAGCAGACGAGUCGCUGAGUGCUGACCAGGUGCUGGAGCUUCUCUCCAGUGACUUCGCUUCGACCUCGAAGGUGGCGCGGUUUUGUGCAUUCGUAGAGACGGCCUCAGCCGUGGUCUCCGGCAACUCCGCAGCGUGUGUCCUACGCCAGCAAGCGAUUUGCAUCCCCAACUGCAGCGACGACGCAGACGGUUGCACUCCAACGCCGAGCUCCUCUCACCGAGGGGACGAGACUGCACCUACCUCGGCUGCUGCGGCUGCUUGUUGUCCUCUUGCGUUUCAAAUCGUGCCUGUCUCAGCGACGGCCCCGAGGUUGGAUCCGGCGGAAUGGGCGAGUGCCAAUCGUGUGUGGCCACUCGCUGUACCCCGUCCUCAUAGUCCAACUCAGCCGCCCCCACAAUGGGUGGCCGAGGUUUGCAAGAACAUGGUGAGGCAUGUUUUUCCACUCUGCCAGGGUCUGCGCCGUGUCUGUGAGGCUCGCAAUGAAAAGGCGCAUGGCAGCGGGCUUUCUUUGGAGGGAGAUGUGGGUGAGUCUUCGAAAGUUACGUCUUCGCCGCAAACCAGGAUGACUGAAGAGGUUGUCCUCGGGGAGGAGGAGUCGCAUAGGCUGCUGGACAUUGUGGCUGUCGUGAUUGAUCCUUCCACAGGGCUCGUUUUGGCGACGAGCUCCGGCUGUGAAUCCAUGCGAGCGGACAACCCUGUUGCCGCCGCGCCAUACUGCGGCGUCGUGCGAGAAGCACCACACGGCGAGGACCCCAAUUCAUGGAAGCAGAGGCGUGCAGCAGCACCGCAGCACCCGUGCCUGAUCCUUGACCACCCGGUAAUGUACGCGUUGAAGCAGCUUGCCGCAACACAGCAACAGCAAGAGCACCAGCGGCAAACGAGGCAGGCUUCCGGCGACAUGGUUGAGACGAUCUCCGCCCCUGGGAGUCCGGCACUCGGGCCAUCCAGUGCCGUUACUGCUGAAGGUUCCCGCUACGUGGGAAGCGUCCGUGCAUAUCUGGCGAAUGGGCUGGACAUGUACGUGACGCAUGAGCCGUGCGUCAUGUGUGCUAUGGCGCUAGUUCACAGUCGCAUCCAGCGCGUGUUUUUUCUCUUUCGAAACGCGGUACACGGUGGUCUUGGGGGCCGCUAUCACGUCCAUUCCAUUGCCUCGCUGAAUCACCACUUCCGUGCAUACGAAUGCACGGAGGCGGCGGCGUUGUACACCCAGCUGUAG
Molecule: messenger RNA, 1620 nt
Organism: Leishmania braziliensis MHOM/BR/75/M2904
Lineage: Eukaryota; Euglenozoa; Kinetoplastea; Trypanosomatida; Trypanosomatidae
Exons: 1
Coding region: 1-1620 (539 amino acids)
Biological process (GO): tRNA wobble adenosine to inosine editing
Cellular component (GO): nucleus; cytoplasm
Molecular function (GO): tRNA-specific adenosine-34 deaminase activity
Source: RefSeq, a predicted model, not a curated record